Molecule: messenger RNA, 756 nt
Organism: Ostreococcus tauri
Lineage: Eukaryota; Viridiplantae; Chlorophyta; Mamiellophyceae; Mamiellales; Bathycoccaceae
Product: Proteasome B-type subunit
Exons: 2
Coding region: 1-756 (251 amino acids)
Cellular component (GO): proteasome core complex
Molecular function (GO): threonine-type endopeptidase activity
Source: RefSeq, a predicted model, not a curated record
AUGGGAGACCGUGGGUUCAACUUCAGUCGCAAAUUGAAUCAGUCGCUUGACCUUGGUGCCGCCACGAAAACCGGAACAACAAUAUGUGGUGUCGUGUUCGAGGCUGGAGUCAUACUUGGUGCCGACACAAGAUCGACAAACGGCGAAACCGUGGCUGAUAAGGACUGUGAGAAGAUUCACUAUAUCGCCCCUAACAUAUAUUGUUGUGGCGCGGGAACGGCUGCAGAUACGGAAUCUGUCACAGGUUUAAUUUCUUCAAACUUGCUCUUACACAGGAAACAGACGGAUCGACCAAGUGCAGUGAAAAGUGCGCUCACUUUGUUGAAAACCACCCUCUUCCGCCACCAGGGUCAUAUAGGCGCAGCGCUUGUUUUAGGUGGUGUAGACAGUGAUGGCUCACAUCUUUUCACCGUAUAUCCGCACGGUUCUUCCGACGCGCUACCCUACGCAGCGAUGGGGAGUGGAUCCUUAGCGGCGAUGGCAACUCUUGAGACAGGGUACCACGAAGAGAUGAGUUUGGAUGCCGCAAAAAAUUUGGUUACACGAGCGAUUCUAUCCGGUGUAAUGAACGAUCUUGGCUCUGGCUCGAAUGUCGACUUGUGUGUUAUCACGAGGGAUAGCGUGCAGUACUUGAGAAAUGACACAUCCAAUAUGCACCGAACGUUUCGUAUUUCUUCGAAGUUUGAUGACCGCCAGGAGGCAGUAAUCGAUUACUCGCACUGUGGUACCGCAACGCGAGUAUUGCAUGCCAACUAA